Messenger RNA from Solanum pennellii, 1125 nucleotides. RefSeq names its product extensin-2-like. The record is from RefSeq and is a predicted model, not a curated record. The transcript has a single exon. The annotation marks the transcript as partial. Lineage: Eukaryota; Viridiplantae; Streptophyta; Magnoliopsida; Solanales; Solanaceae.
AUGGGAAGCUUUGGUAAAUUGGGGCAUUGGCCUCUACUUGCAUUUACUUUAGCAAUUUGCUUAGUAGCCAGCACUGUUGUUGCUGAUUACUCUUAUGGUUACACUUCUCCCUCUCCUUCAAAGUACUACAAGUCGCCUGUUCCAUCAAAGUACCAUAGUCAUUCGUAUAAACAUUCUCCAUCCCACUAUUACAAGUCGCCUGCUCCUUCAAAGUACCAUAGUCAUGUAACGGUCACUUAUAAACAUUCUCCAUCACACUAUUACAAAUCACCUGCUCCUUCAAAGCACAACUACAAGUCCCCAUCGACAAUUAAGUAUUACAAGUCUCAUGUUCCUUCAGUACCAUACUACAAACCAUCUCCAUCUUACUACAAAUCUUCUCCACCUCCACCACCAAAAUACAUUGAGAAAUCACCAACUUACUAUAAGUCACCUCCUCCACCGUACUACAAACCAUCUCCAUCUUAUAAAUCUCCUCCACCUCCACCAAAGUACGUUGAGAAAUCACCAACAUACUAUAAAUCACCUCCUCCACCACCAUACUACAAACCAUCUCCAUCUUACUACAAAUCCUCUCCACCUCCACCAAAGUACGUUGAGAAAUCACCAACAUACUAUAAAUCACCUCCCCCACCAUACUACAAACCAUCUCCAUCUUACUACAAAUCCUCUCCACCUCCACCAAAGUACGUCGAGAUUUCACCAGCUUACUACAAGUCGCCCCCUCCACCAUACUACAAGCCUUCUCCAUCUUACUACAAAUCUCCACCACCUCCACUAAAGUAUGUCGAGAAAUCUCCAGUUUACUACAAGUCACCCUCUCCACCAUACUACAAGCCAUCUCCAUCUUACUACAAAUCCUCUCCACCACCACCAAAGUAUGUCGAGAAAUCACCAGCUUACUACAAGUCGCCCCCUCCACCAUACUACAAGCCAUCUCCAUCUUACUACAAAUCCUCUCCACCUCCACCAAAGUAUGUCGAGAAAUCACCAACUUACUACAAGUCGCCCCCUCCACCAUACUACAAACCUUCUCCAUCUUACUACAAAUCCCCACCACCUCCACCAAAGUAUGUCGAGAAAUCACCAGCCUACUACAAGUCACCCCCUCCACCAUACUACANC